Rhipicephalus microplus (southern cattle tick) is the source of this 2351-nucleotide messenger RNA. Its product is annotated as putative peptidoglycan muropeptide transporter SLC46. Gene Ontology annotation, cellular component: membrane. Gene Ontology annotation, molecular function: transmembrane transporter activity. Gene Ontology annotation, biological process: transmembrane transport. The record is from RefSeq and is a predicted model, not a curated record. Lineage: Eukaryota; Metazoa; Arthropoda; Arachnida; Ixodida; Ixodidae.
GGCGGCAGCCGGCCGCGUCGGCGGACUCGCGAGUUCGCGUCUUCAGGAAGCAGCGUGACGGCUUUUAUCGCGCCAACAGUUAGCAUAGCAUAAGCGAGCAAACGAGUCGCGGCUUAUCGCAGCCACCAGCACCGAGAUAGACGCGGCCUCCCUUCGGCUGAGCGAUAUGUUCGGGUGGUGUACGAGACUGGCGGCGCGGCUCUCUCUCGGCGCGCUUCUCUUUCGUCAUCGCCAGCUGUUUUGGAGAGUGGGGCAACGCCGGGGUUUCCACUGGGCCGACGCGUACGCUACGAUCUCGUUGUAUCGACGAUGAACGCGCGUCGUCGAUGAUGGACAGCGCCGCUUCGUCCCCUCGCAAGGACCCCGUGAGGCUCGGUCCGGUGCUGGAGGAGAGCGUGGCCUCCACUUCGGUGGUGCUGUGCCCGCCGUGCGACACCGAGAACGGUCACCUGAGCUGGCGCGAGCGAUGGGUGCCGUUCUUCCGAGGCCUAGGCCUCGAGUCAGUGCUCUUCCUGUACACAAUCACGUUCGCCAUGCGCUUCGUAGUCACCCAGCAGCUGUUCAUCACCAAGUCGUGCCUGUCUGCCUACCCGGACGAUGUGUGCGCCACGCUAAGCCAGCAGAACUCCAGCGUGCGCGACACCGUCACCCGCAACGCCAACAUUCACAACCUUCUGCUGGUGCUCGCCGAGUUUGUUCCCGCCGCAGUGAUGUCAGUGUUCCUCAGCUCGUGGUGUGACAAGCACGGUAACCGCAUUCCUUUGCUGCUGAACCUGUGUGGUGCGUUUGUGCUCGACGCCGGCACCAUCGUCACUGUGCUGGUGUUUUCGGCGCCGAUGUACGUGAACGUGAUACUCGGUCUUUUGUGCGGCAUGACCGGUGGAUUGGUGUGCAUGACCGCCAUCGUUGAGAGCAACGCAUCGCGCUCGUCGCGCGAGGACAUGCGCGCCGUGAAAUUCCUGGUUGUCAUGAGCGCCCUGCUGGUGGGCGUCCAGCUGGGGCAGGUGAUCUCGGGCGAACUGUUUAGCGCGGGCGGAUACCUGCCCGUGUACUGCGUCUCCGUUGGCAUAGUUGUGUGCAGCAUGCUGGUUGUACUAGUGUUUAACGCCGGAACCUCAUCGUCGACGUCUCGCCUGAGUGACAUGCUAAAGGACCUGCGGAUGCAUAACUUCAAGGAGGGCUUUGAUGCAGCCUUCGGAUGGAGACCGCACGGACUCCGGCACCGCCUCGUGCUGCUCGCCCUUUCCCUCGGUGUGAUACUCUUCAACGCAGAGACCGGCAAGAGCAUCUCCUUCUACUUCUCUCUUCGGCGCUUUCAUUGGAGCGUCACCAUGUACUCCAACAUGGCGGCUGGUUUCGGGGCGCUCGACAUCGUAUGCUCGGGCCUCUUCAUCGGGUUCUGCAGUCGUGUGCUCAAGCUGCCUGACUUGGUGAUGGCCAUGGCUGGCAUAUUCUCUAUGACAGCUUUUCUCGUCAUCAAGGGCCUCUCGCGUGAACCAUGGAUGUUUUACAUGGGUUGCGCCAUUGGGUCCCUGAGCAGCGUCACACCCGUCGCCAUUUUGUCCAACGUGUCAAAACUGAUCAGCAAGGACGAAGCUGGCAAGGUAUUCUCCUUCUGGAGCUCCUGCGAGUCCCUGGUGCCGAUCGCGGGCAACCUCUUCUCCAGCCUGGUGUUCAACGCCGUCCUCGAGAUUGACGCUGGCCUGCCCUUUUUCAUCUCUGCCGCUCUCAUGGUCGUACCGCUGUGCGCUGUCAUGUACUGCUUGUACAAAGAAGUGGCCAUCUACUCGACGCUUUCUCGAAACUACUUGGACUGCGAGUCAGAUGCCAGGAAUGCUGACAUGUCCGGGCCAUCCUAGAAGAGUGAGGGCACACUUCUAGCAUAAUCUGCCAGCCGCUGCUCUUGAGGCCUGCAGGGUCUUCCGUUGCCAUGCGCCAGCCAAAUGUUCACAAGCCGCGACACGAGUCCCACGCCUUAACCACUAUGUCGUGCAGGAACUGUUGGUGUCGCCAAACUUCAGCUCUAUAGUGUGUUCUGGGUUGGGGCGACUUGGGGAUAUUGUGAAAAACCUUGUUGGACAAGUUAGUGACUACUUAAUGAAAACUGUGAUGAUUUUUUAUGUUAACCAGUUUCCGUAAAAGUUUUCCGCAUAUUUCAACUUGGGCACAAUGGCACAUGCCAAACUGUACUGCUAUGUAACCGCUGAUCGAGGGCUCGUUUUCCUCCUUUCGUACGUCAAAAUGAAAGCCAAUGAUGCAGAAACUUUUUCAAGAUUUUACCUGUACUUUGUUAAUUAUGAAAUCAUUGUAAAUAAAUUUAGGUUGGAUGAAGACUUUUCGCAAGUACCGUA